Molecule: messenger RNA, 2969 nt
Organism: Daldinia caldariorum
Lineage: Eukaryota; Fungi; Ascomycota; Sordariomycetes; Xylariales; Hypoxylaceae
Product: cytidine deaminase-like protein
Exons: 3
Coding region: 582-2612 (676 amino acids)
Biological process (GO): tRNA wobble adenosine to inosine editing
Cellular component (GO): nucleus; cytoplasm
Molecular function (GO): tRNA-specific adenosine-34 deaminase activity
Source: RefSeq, a predicted model, not a curated record
UAUAUAUGUGAUAUAAUUAUUUUUUUUAUAUACUUAGUAUAUACCUAAGUAUAUAUAAAAAUAUAAUCACCAUUUUUCCCAUCCCGCCGCUUCGACUCAGUCAUGAUUCCCGGAUGUGCUACCUUAUCCUAUCCUCUAACGAUAUGGGAGUGACCUAGGUCCUAGGAACGGAAAGACAUAGCGUUUUGACAGAUGCACGUUCAUUUAGAGUCCUUUGUAGGUACUAACGCCGCUCGCUCUCACCAAAGAGGUGACAACCUCCUUGGUUGACUUAGGUACACAGGAGAAGGAGGCUUAUGCAGGUCUUGCCUUACCAUUCAUUAGCGGUCGGCAUUGCUUCAUCUGAUAAUUAGCUGCUUUAUCUCAUUCAUCUCAUUCAACUGGGGUGGCUGGUGGUGGUGACAGCAUCACGGGCUUUCUACUUAUCUUAUUGGGUUAGAAAGUUGUAGUAAUUGCGCCUGUUUUUAUCGAUUUAAGUUUGGGGUUGGAAAAAAAAAAAUUAAAAAUUAAAAAAGAAAAAGAAAAGGGAUAAGGUACAUUACAUUUAUAAGGAAAGCACGGGAAGAAGGAAAGAGGAAGCAAUGGCGGGACACAAGAUCUUAGGUUACGCUGUGAGCCUCUGGCGGACCUGGCAGGCGCUGUUUGCGUCUUUCAUCCAACUUUAUGCCCGCUUCUUUCCCUUCAACUCGACACCUGACUCAGGCCUGACACCACAGCAACAAUCACCAAACCUUUCAAAAGAUUCAAAAGAUUCACCACGCUCGACAAGUUCUCAUUCAGUAAAUCCCAACCUUUCAACCGAGCAAGGGCAAGGCCAAAGCCAAAACCAAAACCAACACCAAGAUCAAAAUCAGGACCAGCACCAGUAUAAAAACCCUUCUUUAUGUCCACCUUCUCCCAGCCCCCAAUCCUCACAACAGUACCACAAUUCUCCCUUCAUAGAUCUCGAACGGGGUUUGGACUCUUCAUCUCAAGACGAUACCAUGGCGCAGUCUAAGAAACGUGGCCAAAAGCGAGGCGGUUCCAAAGGCUCAGGCCCAAAGCCUAGUGCUUCCAAUACAUCUUCUAAUACAUCUAACGCACCAACCGCCGCACAGCAAAAUGGUAUACCCAACAGGCCUACAGCUAACCAGAAUCAUGCGUCGCCUCUUGGACAACCCAGUAGCGUUACUCUCGUUGCGAAUCAAGGUGACACCAGAAUUAGCUCUCAUCAACCCGAUAGUCAAAAGCAACUCGGUCCUAAAAAUGGCGGCCGAAGCCAAGGUCUUAGCCACGGCCUUACGACUCCAACUCCUCACGUUGAUAAUAAAAAGGAGAAUGUCCCUUCUCAUAAUAUAUCAUCAUCCGUCUCUCAAUCUGAGCCGCAGCCGCUUGCCCUGAAGCCCCUCUCUGCAGAGAACCAGACACAAGCCCAGAAAACGGGUACCCGCAGCCAGCCUGUUAUCACAACCUCUGUUUCCUCUAACAAUUCUACAAUGCCGGAGAACACACCCCCAAAUGGGCAGAUCGAAAAGGUCACCGCCAGUGUUGGCCGUCUUACUCUUGAUGAUAAUACCUCCAAUACCGAACAGCCUCCUAAGCUAAGAGAUGCCUCUGGAGCCUGCGCCCCCAAUGCCCCUCCAGUAAUGGUUGCCUUACCUCUCACCGGUAGGAGCUCUGUCCAGAGACCUAUUUUACCUCCAGCUCCUAAUUUGCCUGGAUUGAUCGAACCUCAGACGGAAGAGGAACGAGUUGAGCGGGCAUACCAUCUUAAUUUCAUGCAAGAGGCACUUGCUAUGGGUAAUCUAGCUUUAAACACGAAUGAGACGCCAGUGGGAUGUGUCUUGGUCCAUAACGGGAAAAUUAUUGCCAGAGGAAUGAACGCGACAAAUAUUUCCCGUAACGGAACUCGCCACGCUGAGUUUAUGGCCUUGGAUGCACUUCUCUCCCGAGAAAAGCCUAUAGAGGGCAGCGCAGCCAGCACUAGCCCAGUCCUGGAUCACCCUAGCUGGGAGACCGUAGAUCCGACAGAGACUCAUGUAUAUCCUUACGGUCAGAAGCACCAUCCUUCCCCAGCGGUCAAACCCAGCAUUAUAUCCGAGUGUGUUCUCUACGUUACGGUCGAACCCUGCGUCAUGUGUGCCUCACUUAUGCGCCAAAUAGGCAUCAAGAAGGUCUACUUCGGCGCUGUUAAUGAUAAGUUUGGGGGAACCGGAGGCGUUUUCAACAUCCACAAGAACUCCAAACCCGUCCCCAAGCCAUCGGACCGGCCCUAUCAAAAUGGAUAUGGUCCUCAAGACGUUGAUCGUAUCCACCAAGGCAAAGCUACUCCCCUUCCAAGAGGUGAAGAUGACGGCGAUGGUGGCAACGUGGAAUCUGGAUAUCCGGUUGAAGGUGGCUAUCUUCGUGACGACGCCGUCUCAUUAUUACGGCGAUUUUACGUCCAGGAGAAUGGUAGAGCUCCUCAACCCCGCAAGAAAGAAGGCAGAGCUGCCCGCUUGUUCGCCAUGGAAAACCAGGUCAAGAACGGCGGUAGCGCUUCUGAGUUUUCGGAUGGUGGCCCCGUCGAUCACGAGGCGGCGGCUGAUGAUGGCGACGCUAUGGAAACGACCAAUGGUACUACGAACACGUAGCUCGCCAGUUCCCGAUAUCUCAGAUAUCCCCUUUAUCAUUUUACAGACAAUAUUCUAUUACGAUAGACUCGCGUCAGAUUCCCACAACUGCAUGGAUGGGAGUAUUCUCCCCGGCGUUUCUGGUCUCUUUUUCUCUUUUUCUCUUAGCCAAGGGUACAUACCGUUGGCGAGCGCGGUUAGCAUGGUUUUGGAGCUGGCAUACUGGAGGGUCGAAAAUCAUUUGUUUUGUGUCGCGAAGGCAUUGUAUGCAACUAUCUAGAUGCGUUGGUUUCUCACGGACGAUUGUGUUAGUUAGGUAGUCAUACUUAAUUGAUAUUUGUAGAACAACGAUGUUUAUACAUAAUUUUUUUUUUGGAC